Messenger RNA from Rotaria sp. Silwood1, 1167 nucleotides. The record is from the annotation of a GenBank genome assembly. NCBI's taxonomy places the organism in Eukaryota, Metazoa, Rotifera, Eurotatoria, Philodinida, Philodinidae.
AUGGACAAAAUUCUCAUAGCUGAAGAUCGUUAUGGACCAAAGACUAGUCAUCUUGAAGAUGACGAUCUGGUCGAUCGUUUAAAUAAUAGAAUUACAGUCAUGGGAUUGACUAUGUGUAUUUUUAUUAUUCUGGGAGGUGUUUUAGUUGGUAAACCAAUUAAUUGUUGGACACCAGCUGAAUUCAAAGGACAGCAUGAUGGUUAUGCGAACAGUAUUUGUUGGUUAAAAGGAUCCUAUUAUCUUCCAACAGAAGACAUUACUAUACCUGAUCGAUCGAAGCCUCGAACGUACUUUGUUUCCUAUUAUCAAUGGACAGCAUUUAUUUUACUUUUUAUGGCUAUGUUCUUUCUUUUACCUCGUUACAUUUGGCAUACAUUCACGCGGCUAGGUGGUCUCAAUAUUCAACGACUGAUAAAAACUAUAAAAGACCAACCAGACACUGAUAAAGGUGUGGAAUCAGUACAAAAAUCAUUCAAAUUAUAUCUUGAUACACAAAAUACGUUAAAAGGAGAAAUGUGUUGUGGUUUUCGUUGUUCUAAUUUUUACAUUGGUUAUACAUUAAUGUAUUUAGCAGUAAAAGUUCUUUAUGUUAUCAAUAGUCUGACUCAAUUUUUCUUAUUAAAUGCAUUUUUAUCCUUUAAUUUUACUAGUUUUGGUCCUGAAGGAAUAAAUAAAUUAUUGAGUGAUGGUGAUUGGUUUGAAUCACCAAGAUUUCCUCGUGUUACAAUGUGUGAUUUUAUGGUACGACGUUUAGGCUCAAAUCAACAUUGGUAUGCAGUACAAUGCAAUUUACCAAUUAAUAUGUUUAAUGAAAAGAUAUUUCUUGGUAUUUGGCUAUGGUUAAUAAUCUUAACAAUAUUCAAUUUUUUAUCAAUCUUUCCUUGGAUAAUACUAUUUGGAAGAGGUCAGCGAUCAUCAGUAAUUAAAAAAUAUUUAAAAAUAAAUAAAAAAAAAUUCGACGAAAACGAAAUGUUGUCAACAUCGACAACAAUAUCAUCAUAUCGAAUAAACAAAACUAGUGAAUUUUUAGAUUAUUUACAGAUGGAUGGAUUUCUAAUAUUUUACAUAAUUGCACGUAAUACAGAUGAAAUUGUAGCUGGAAAAAUAAUUGAUCAUUUAUAUAGAAAUUUCAAUCCACCUGCUCGGGACCUUAUAAGCAAUGUUUGA